Pseudophryne corroboree (corroboree frog) is the source of this 2920-nucleotide messenger RNA. RefSeq names its product hedgehog interacting protein (gene HHIP). The transcript has 13 exons. Bases 331 to 2430 code for a protein of 699 amino acids. NCBI's taxonomy places the organism in Eukaryota, Metazoa, Chordata, Amphibia, Anura, Myobatrachidae. The record is from RefSeq and is a predicted model, not a curated record.
GAGCGAAACAUGAGAGCCCUGCGGAGGAGAUGCGAGAGCAGCAGCAGCAGCAACACAGGCAGCACCAGUGACUGGCAGCCGCUGCAGCAUCCACAGCCAGAGACAUUGCAGCGCACUGGGAUCCCGUCCAGCAGCAGCAGCACAGAGCAAUAUACCCCCCGGCACAUGACAGCUAGCAGCGCACCCCAAGCACACCUGUCUUCAUCAUCAUCAUCUACUCUGCCCCGCAAUUCUAGCCACUUAGCUAAAGUCCCAGCAGCAGCAGCAUCACGGGGAGUUUGCACUUAGGAGAGAACACUUGUUGCUGGAGGACUGCGGAGAGGGGUAACUAUGAAGAAGAUGCUGAUAGUUCAGUGGAUGCUGAUUUGGGGGACCGCUUUGCUGCUGAUCCUUGAAUGUGAAGCCAAGUAUGGAGAGAAAAGUGAAUUAGGAACUAGGAGGAGAAGGUGCUUAAAUGGAAACCCCCCAAAACGUGUGAAGAAAAGGCAUAGGAAGUUACAGAGCCUGGAUCUGGGGGGAGCUGGGGAUGGGUGCAGAGGGCUGUACCCACGUCUCUCCUGCUGCUCUAAGCCCGAGAGCCCUGGAUGGCAGCUGGACCCCAGGAUAUUCUCAGUUACCAACAACACAGAAUGUGCAAAAAUCCUGGAUGAAGUCCGAUGUGCCUACUGUUCACCAUAUGCUCAGAAUCUCUUUCACCCACCUGAGAGAAGAGACACACUUGACAGGCAACUGGUCCUCCCCACAUUGUGCAAGGAUUACUGCAAGGAAUUCUAUUACACAUGCCGAGGACAGAUACCAGGAUUACUCCAAACCACUGCAGAUGAGUUCUGCUUCUACCAUGGGAUGAGGGACAGCGGACUGUGUUUUCCAGACUUUCCAAGAAAACAAGUGCGAGGACCAGCAACAAACUACUUGGACCAAAUGGAGGAGUAUGACAAAGUGGAAGAGAUCAGCAGGAAACACAAACACAACUGCUACUGCAUUCAGGAGAUUCUCCGAGGCCUGAGGCAGCCUGUUGGAGCUAUGCAUAGUGGGGAUGGUUCUCACCGACUCUUCAUCCUUGAAAAGGAAGGUUAUGUGAAGAUUCUAAGCCCUGAGGGAGAUUUGAUAAAGGAGCCUUUUCUUGACAUACAUAAAGUGGUGCAAAGUGGAAUUAAGGGAGGAGAUGAAAGAGGAUUGCUAGGACUUGCAUUCCAUCCCAAUUAUAAGAAAAAUGGAAAGCUGUAUGUGUCGUACACCACCAACCAGGAGCGCUGGGCCAGCGGACCUCACGAUCACAUUCUUCGUGUUGUGGAAUACACAGUGUCUAGGAAGAACCCCAGCCAAGUUGAUGUGAGAACGGAGAGGAUUUUUCUAGAAGUAGCAGAAUUACAUAGGAAACACUUAGGAGGACAGCUUUUGUUCAGUCCAGAUGGCUUCUUGUACAUUUUUCUAGGAGAUGGAAUGAUAACUAUUGAUGAUAUGGAAGAAAUGGAUGGUUUAAGUGACUUCACAGGAUCAGUGCUGCGACUCGAUGUUGAUAUAGAUGGGUGCAAUGCCCUUUUCUCUAUUCCAAGAAGCAACCCUCAUUUUAACAGCACUAACCAACCCCCUGAAAUCUUUGCUCACGGACUACAUAACCCAGGCAGGUGUGCUGUUGAUCGCCACGCCAAAGACAGCAGUAUGAAUUUGACAAUUCUUUGCUCAGAUGCAAGCACGAGGAACAGGUCUAACACAAGAAUCUUACAGAUCAUAAAAGGAAAGGAUUAUGAAAGUGAGCUUCCACUUUUAGAAUUCAAGCCAUUGAGCAACGGGCAAACAGUUGGUGGAUUUAUAUACAGAGGCUGUCAAUCAGAACGGCUGUAUGGAAGCUAUGUAUUUGGAGACCGCUAUGGGAACUUUGUAACGCUUCAUCAAAAUGCCAUCACUAAACAGUGGCAGGAGAAACUGUUCUGUCUCGGCAGCGGAGCUUCCUGCAGGGGGCCCUUCACAGGCCACAUACUGGGAUUCGGAGAAGAUGAACUAGGUGAAGUCUAUAUACUGUCAAGCAGUAAAAGUAUGACUCAGACGCACAGUGGAAAACUCUACAAGAUUAUUGACCCUAAAAGACCAACAGUGCCUGAAGAAUGCAAGCGGCCAGUGAUACCACCACAGCCUCUUUCAUCCGAGUGCUCCCGAAACUGUAAAAAUGGCCAUUGUACUCCCACUGGAAAAUGCUGUUGUAAUCAAGGAUGGGAAGGGGAAUUCUGCAGAAUUGCAAAAUGUGAGCCAGCAUGCCGACAUGGAGGUGUGUGCAUGAGGCCGAACAAGUGUCUAUGUAAGAAAGGCUACCUAGGCACACAGUGCGAGCAAAUGGAUAGAAAUAUCCGCAGAGUGGCCAGGGCAGGUAUUCUAGACCAGAUCAUUGAUGUGACGUCAUAUUUGCUGGACCUUACCAGCUACAUUGUAUAGUUACCGCAGACUGCUUGGAUUCAAUCGGAACGGGCAUUUAUUUUUAAAACAUGUAAAUUAAACAAACAAAAAGGACUUUGUAAUUCUGCUCUAAAUCCCUGUGUUUUAAAUAUUUUUAUUAAUUUAAAUAUAUUGUCCAUAAAAGUGAGUUUGUGUGUGUAAUUUAUGAAUAUUUGAGUGUAUAUGUAUGUGUGAAGAUAUAGAAAUAUUCAUUUAUUAAACAUUCUGGUAUUGUAAACACUGGCUGCAACAAGGUCACGUGAGCAAGAUUAUACUUUUGGUUGUCUUUAAAAUAACAUUAAAUUAGUUAUUUAGAUUAAAAUAUGUCAUGUGUACAGUAUUUCAUUUGUAUCCACCAUGGGAGGGGCAAUUUCUCUUAAAUCACAUUUGCCUUUUUAUAUAUAAUUAUCUCAGGUAAUUGCAUUUUUAGCUUUUCACAGGUAAUUUUACUAUAUUAUUAUAGUAAUGCAAAAAAGUAUUCUUUGCAAUA